AUGAAUCACAUUUAACAAGCCUUUAUUCAGAGUAUUAUGAAACAAUAGUAACAUGAAAAACAAUAAUAAGUGAAAUAGGAAGAGAACAAUUAGAAACAAAAUAUUUAAGUACAAUAUUUCAAAUUAUUUGUCUAGUAUUUGCAGAAACAAUAACUUCUCUCCAUCAUCCAGCAAUGUCAACAGUAAUAAUAACCAAUUCAACAAGCAUCCAAGUCUCCUACUUUAAUUGAAGUUUAAAAUUAAGUCACAUCAUACUUUUAGAAAAUUAUCCUUUAGAAACAAACAAUCAAUUUAAAUAAUGUAUUGGAAUAGCAAUUACCCUACUUUUUACAAAUAAUGGGAAAUCUCAUCAUUUAUGGAUUAGAAAAUUGCCCUGGAGAAAAGGAAAUUGUGUAAGAGAUGAUAUCACAAUACAAAUCCAAUCCACUUAAAAUUACAAUGAGCUGCUCUUUAUUCUAGACAAUAGGACUAUUGUUUCGUUCAUAAUUAGUGUACUAUGACUAAUGCACAAAAUAUCUUACCAAUUUUUUGCUGUUCCGUGAUGACUUUUGUGACAUUUUCUUCAACACUCUAUAUUGUUACUAAAUUACUCAAGGUUAAACAUUUAGUCAAUAGAUUGGAUUCACACAGAUUAACCAGAUGCUCAAGAAAACCCAAGAUGAUGUAUGGACAGCCUUUAUAUUCAAAAUGCUCAGUCAACAACAACAGAAAAUGACUAAAGAUAUGUUUCUAUUACAGUUUAAUUAAUACACCGUUUCUAUGAAUAAUUUCUUCACUAAAAGCAAUUUGAUUAUGGAUCUAGUUGCUCAAAGUGUAAAAUAGACCUCAAAAUUACAUAAUGAUCAGAUAUUUUAGGAGUAUUUACUAAUAAUGGGAAGUUUUAAAGCUACUACAUAAGACUUUUUGAAGAAAGCUACGCAGUUAUUCUUCGAAGAAUCCAAUGAUCUUGAUUUAUUGUAAUUUAGCAAUAACAUAAUAAAAAUUCAUAAGUAGAUGAAUUGCCAAAUAUUAUUCAUUCUACCCAUGUUAUUUUUAUUGGAGAGUCAAUACUUAGAUCAUCUAGUAUAGAAUGGAAUUUAGGAAUAGUAGCCAGUUAAAAACAGUUCAAAUUACUAUUUAAAGAUGAUUGAAAAAUUAAAAAAUAAAUGUGUUUAUAAUGGUGAAGAAGAGUGCAAUUGCAAGAAAUGUUAAUGCAUAAGAAGAAAUAGAAAUUCAGCAAAGGAGUCUUAAAAAAAGAAGAGAGAAGCAUUAGAAAAGAUAGGUCCUUUAUAAGAUGAGUAUGACAAAAUUUAAAAGAAAGUCUAAUCUCUUGAAACUGAGAAUUAAGUAAUUACAAAGUUAUUACUGGAUGUAUUUAGACACCCAUCUCUUGAAAAGUUGGCAGCCUAAUUCAUAGAACCUCUCGCUAAAAUUAUAGCUGAUCAAGAUUUCAAUAAUAUUGAUGAAUGUUGA
Messenger RNA from Paramecium tetraurelia, 1452 nucleotides. RefSeq lists its product as uncharacterized. The record is from RefSeq and is a predicted model, not a curated record. The transcript is spliced from 6 exons. Lineage: Eukaryota; Ciliophora; Oligohymenophorea; Peniculida; Parameciidae.